Messenger RNA from Seriola aureovittata, 4118 nucleotides. RefSeq names its product integrin beta-1-like. Bases 334 to 2745 code for a protein of 803 amino acids. Gene Ontology annotation, cellular component: cell surface; integrin complex; focal adhesion. The record is from RefSeq and is a predicted model, not a curated record. Gene Ontology annotation, biological process: cell migration; cell-matrix adhesion; integrin-mediated signaling pathway. Gene Ontology annotation, molecular function: C-X3-C chemokine binding; laminin binding; fibronectin binding. The transcript has 17 exons. Lineage: Eukaryota; Metazoa; Chordata; Actinopteri; Carangiformes; Carangidae.
GAAGUGGGGCAUAAAAAAAAGGACGACUCACCACCAGGAGAAGCAUCUAACGUGCCCGGGUGAGCUCGGGACUCCUCGCUCCUUAUCUAUUUAUUUUAACGUAACCUAUAUGAAUGUUCAUUUUUAAUACGCUGUUCCCACCCGUGUUUUAAUCGGUUACAUACUCAGCAGGUCGGAACCGUGCGGUUAUUAGCUAAAACAAAGCGGACCCUCAUAACCGUUUUAGCUAGUCUCCGUCAUCGGUAACCGUUUUAUUUCUUUAAAAGGGGACACUUUUGGGGGGGCAAAUGUUACUCUAAAUCAUCGGAAACUACAUUAAAACGUCAAAACAAGAUGGAUCUGCGUUUACUGUUAAUAGCAUCAUUAUCAGCGGUCCUUGGUGGCAGCUGGGCACAGCCAGAGGGGAGCAUAUGCAUCAAAGCAAACGCACAGUCAUGUGGGGAAUGCAUUCAGGUCGCCGAGACAUGUGGAUGGUGCUCAGAUGAGAAUUUCCUCACUGUGGGUGAAUCCAAGUCAGCCCGCUGUGAUGAUCUGGAGUCCCUGAAGAAUAGAAAUUGUGACGUGACCAAAAUUGAGAACCCACGUGGAAGCAUUACCACUGACAAGAACAAGCCUGUCACCAACCGCAAGAAGGACAUGGCUGAGAAGCUGAAGCCUGAGCAGAUCACCCAGAUCCAGCCCCAGAAACUCACACUGACACUUAGAUCUGGUGAGCCCCAGACUUUCGAGCUGAAGUUCAAGCGUGCUGAGGACUACCCCAUCGACUUGUAUUACCUUAUGGACCUCUCCUUCUCAAUGAAAGACGAUUUGGAAAACGUCAAGAACCUUGGCACUGACCUCAUGAGGGAAAUGCAGGAGAUCACCUCAGACUUCAGAAUUGGUUUCGGGUCCUUUGUGGAGAAGACUGUCAUGCCUUACAUCAGCACCACACCAGCCAGGCUCAUCAACCCCUGCACAGGGAACCAGAACUGUACCAGCCCCUUCAGCUAUAAGAACGUCCUGAAGCUGACAGAAAACGGAGAUGAGUUUAAUCGGCUGGUCAGUCAGCAGCAGAUCUCAGGAAACCUCGACUCUCCGGAGGGGGGCUUCGAUGCCAUCAUGCAGGUGGCGGUCUGUGAGGAACAUAUCGGCUGGAGGAAUGUGACUCGCCUGCUGGUGUUUUCCACUGAUGCUGGUUUCCACUUUGCUGGAGACGGCAAACUGGGUGGCAUUGUCCUGCCCAACGAUGGGAAGUGUCAUCUGGAGAACAACAUGUACACUAUGAGCCACUACUAUGACUACCCCUCCAUCGCCCAUUUGGUCCAGAAACUGAGUGACCACAACAUCCAGACCAUCUUUGCCGUCACUGAGGAAUUCCAGCCUGUUUACAAGGAGUUGAAAAAUCUUAUUCCUAAGUCAGCUGUUGGCACGCUGUCCUCCAACUCCAGCAAUGUGAUCAAACUUAUUAUUGAUGCCUACAAUUCUUUGUCAUCUGAGGUCAUUCUGGAAAACGGCAGGCUACCAGAGGGAGUUUCCAUCACCUACAAGUCCAUCUGUAAGAACGGCGUUGAGGGAACAGGAGAGAACGGCAGGAAGUGUUCCAACAUCUCCAUUGGAGACGAGGUCUCUUUCAGAAUUUCCAUUGAAUCCCAGAAGUGUCCAUCACAUGGCAAAUCUGAGGUCAUUAAGAUUAAACCGCUGGGCUUCACUGAGGAGGUGGAGAUAGUUCUGAACUUCAUCUGCGACUGUCAGUGCGCAGCAGAAGGCCAACCCAACAGUGACAAGUGCCAUGAGGGCAAUGGGACCUUCGAGUGUGGAGCCUGCAAGUGUAAUGAUGGACGUAUUGGGCGUCUUUGUGAGUGCAGCAAAGACGAAGUCCGGACAGAGGACCUGGAUGCCAACUGCAGAAAAGACAAUGGUACAGAUAUCUGCAGCAACAAUGGCGACUGUGUCUGUGGCACCUGCGAAUGCAAGAAGAGGGAAAAUCCAGCAGAGGUCUACAGUGGAAAGUACUGUGAGUGCGAUAACUUCAAUUGUGACCGCUCCAACAACAAGCUCUGUGGAGGACAUGGGCGUUGUGAAUGCAGGAAGUGCAUCUGUGAUGCCAACUACACCGGCAGUGCCUGCGACUGCUCGCUGGAGACCUCCACCUGCCUCGCCAAGAACGGGCAGAUCUGUAACGGUCGUGGUACCUGUGAAUGUGGAAUCUGCAAAUGCACCAACCCCAAAUUCCAGGGUCCAACCUGCGAGAUCUGUCCCACCUGCCCCGGUGUCUGCGCUGAGCACAAAGAUUGCGUGCAGUGCCGAGCAUUUGAUGCUGGAGAGAAGAAGGAUACAUGUGAGCACGAAUGCAGCUACUUUGAGCUCAUCAAGGUGAAGGAUCGCGACAAGCUGCCUCAGCCCACAGACCAGAGUUUCCCUCUGACUCACUGCAAAGAGCGAGAUGCCAACGAUUGCUGGUUCUACUACACCUAUGCCAUCAGGAACGAUACCAAGGAGGUCUACGUGGUGGAGAACUUGGAGUGCCCAGCAGGACCUGACAUCAUCCCCAUCGUGGCAGGUGUGGUUGCGGGCAUUGUGCUGAUCGGCCUCGCCCUGCUGCUCAUCUGGAAACUACUCAUGAUCAUCCAUGACCGCCGAGAGUUUGCCAAAUUUGAAAAGGAGAAGAUGAACGCCAAGUGGGACACGCAAGGGAACCCCAUUUACAAGAGUCCUAUUAACCAGUUCCAGAAUCCCAGCUAUGGGAAUACAGCCGCUGCUCUUUAGGGUGAGAAUCCAAUUUACAAAAGUGCCGUAACAACUGUCGUCAAUCCAAAGUACGAGGGCAAAUGAUGGAGCUGUGCCCUCAUUGUGACAACACUGUAUGGAAGAGAAAAUGGGCGGGGUGAAGGGAGGGGCGGGUUUUCUAAUGCUCUCACUGUUUGUUUGUUUGUUGUUGUUGUAGUCACCAAAAGAUAGCAAUGCAUUUCGCCACUAUUUCAGUUUGUUUUACUAACUUGGUUUAUUUUCUAUGCAUCGUCUGAAAUGUGUACAGUCUGUGUAAAUGUGGGGUUUUUAUAUUUUAUUUUAUGCCUCUGCAGAACUUGAGAGAAUGUUUUUUGAACAGAUUUUUUUUUUUUGUCCCGCCACAGGACUGGCAAGGUAACAGAAAGCCUAACUGUGCCUUUUUUUUUUUUUUGUCAUAGAACCAUCAAGCUAUCAGUGUUUCGUUGAGGGUGUAAUUUGAUGUUGAUAAUGGGCAACAAAUGGAAGCGUUCCUUUCCAAAUUACUAUGUAUACAAUGUGGAGUACGCUGCAAUCUUGUCAGUCAGUGAUUCAAAACUGCAGGUGGGCAAAGGUCUUCAGAUUGAUCUGCCGAUUGAUUUGAGCAAAGCUUUUAUUGUGUCUGUAAGCGUUUUGACUGAGUAGAUAUCACUUCUUUUUAAAUGUCUCUUUGGAUUGAACUUUUCAUAUGUAGCGCCAGUUGGCCAUGUACGGCAAUGAAUUGUGUACAGUAUAUUUUGGGUUCUGUGUAAAGCCAUAUAUGUAUUCACAGAACAGGGUUGAAGGCGUUAGUAUUUUUUUGCCAAGUGACUUAAUCCAUCUGAACAAUCAAUUGAAAUGUAUGUUUAUCUACAAAAGAUAUUUUCUUGGGCUGCCUUUCUAGGUGAAAGGACAUCAGUGUACAGUAGUAUUACUGUUUGGCUCCAGGUUUUACUUGCUUAAUUUAAAAGCCAACUCAGGUCCUUUAAUCUUCACAGCAAUGCCAAAUACGCAAAUCUGCCUUAUUUGCUAACAAAAUUUCCUUAUAUUGAAAUGCCUUGUUUUAUUUGUAGAAUUUGAACUGGAAGAAGGGUCCCAGUUUUUUUUUUACGUCAGUAAUUCCAACCAACUAUUUGGUGGUGCCUCGAUCAAACGUUUUUUAUUGAACAGAAAUAGGAGUGGAUAUAAUGUCAUUCAGUUCUAAAGAUCAAUUGACAGAAAAUGGCUUUAGAUCUCAAGAAUUUUUAGUUUUUGUAAAAAAAAAAAAAAAAAAAAAGGUUACACCUGUCACCGUUGUUUUUAAGUGCCUUUUUUCAAUUUCGACAACACGUUCACAUUUGCAAUUCUGUAUUUCUGAAAUUAUUUAUUGAAUAAACAAUCAAAACAAUUUACCCCCA